Alosa alosa (allis shad) is the source of this 2622-nucleotide messenger RNA. It is a transcript of the gene cmtm8b, whose product is annotated as CKLF-like MARVEL transmembrane domain containing 8b. Gene Ontology annotation, biological process: myelination. The transcript is spliced from 4 exons. Gene Ontology annotation, cellular component: membrane. The record is from RefSeq and is a predicted model, not a curated record. NCBI's taxonomy places the organism in Eukaryota, Metazoa, Chordata, Actinopteri, Clupeiformes, Clupeidae. Gene Ontology annotation, molecular function: structural constituent of myelin sheath. Bases 162 to 668 code for a protein of 168 amino acids.
GCCUCACCUUGACAUAAAAUCAUCUUAGAGUUGUAAUAAACUUACCCGUAAAGAAGUUGUUUUGAAACUGUAACAUUUAUGCAGCUGUUGUUACGUGAGUAGGCCCACUUCCUAAUGAAAAGAGAAACUUUAUUGGAGGUUUUCACCGCCAGUCCCAGACCAUGGAGGAGAAUUCGGAGUCACGCACGACGGCCACAGCUGAUAACGGUUCAAACUCGGACAGCAGUACCUCGACCCUAGCUUAUGACAAGCUUUUCGUCUGCUCUGCACCCGGGCUGCUGACCUUAUUAGAAAUAGUCUUUGGUCUCCUUGUGUGGAUGCUGAUUGGUGGGACAGAGUACCUGCAGGUGCCGGCCCUGGUCUGGGUCAUGUUGGUGUCCGUGGUGUGUUGGGUGCUGACCAUCUGUCUGCUCCUCAUCGGCCUGGUCAGUGGGCGCACCCGCUUCCCUCAGAUACCAUGGAACACACUGGAUUUGUGCUUUAAUAGCGUAGCAGCAUCACUGUAUACAACUGCUGCUGUAGUGGACGCUGCAUCCAUCACCCAAGCCAUCAGAGGGCGCCACAGUUACAACAGUUGGAUUGUCUCCACGAUUUGUGCCUUCCUUGUGGCUAUAUGCUAUGCAGUCAGUGCAUGCUUAAGUUUCAGAUCCUGGAAAAAUCAGAGAUGACAGGCCAAAUAAUGGAACAGAGACACGCAACAUCACAUACUAACAGUUUUACCUGGAAACUUUUAUUGAUCAUGUUUUUUGUAUUUCUCUGAAAAAACUCAAUGUGCUUGUUAAUUUGUAGGCCUGCACACAUCUUGCUGUAUGUUCAGACAUGUUUCCAGUACUAUUGUGUAGCAUUUGCCAAUUGGUCUUGGCAGUUGUUUGGUUGUUAUUAUUGGCCUAAAUUGAGGUCACAUAUGGAAGAAUUUUGCACAUAUUUUGAAAGCAGUUUCUAUGAUUUAUAUUACUUGAUGUAAAUAUUAGCAGCAUUUUCUGCCAAAACUGGAAUGUGCAUGCAUUAAACUUGAAAUGUUAUACAGAUAAUGUAAAAAUACGAAAUAUAUUUAGAUUAUGAAAGUUUGGAUUCAAAAUAUAUUUUUCUGAAUAUAUACGUGGAGAUAUAUAUUGUCUUUAAUGAUUAUAAUGUGUAAUAUUUCCACAUUGAAUAUCCAAAGCCUCCAUUUCCAACUGCAAAGCCUGACUUUGUUUACAAUUGUUUUCAUUGGCUUGCAAAUGCACCACAACAAUAUUUUGAUUGAGAAUAUUUUGUUUUGUUUGAUAUAUUUUGAGAAACAAAGCACUUUCAGCCACUCCAAAACAAACGACAAGGUUGGUAAAUACAUUGUCCACUCUUCCUUCCACCCUUAGAUCCAACAAAUGACAGUGUUGGGCGGUUACAGCUGAUUUAUUUGGAAGGUGUGGAAGCAAAAGAAAAGCAGUAUUUCAUAAUUUCCUCAUGGGGUGAUGAGAAUGUUAUAGCUGUUUCAAUAGCUCACAGCCCAUGGGUUGCACAGAGUUCCUUGGUAUCAUUAGAGUGUCUGUUUGCCACAGAUAAUGGUUAUUGUUAUAGCAAAAACAUAACAGUUUGCACGCAGUAAUGUGACCCAAUGAAAAAUGUGUUGUGCCCUGCUCUUUUCUGGCAGCACUCCCAUACUCUGCUCUUCAGCACUCCCACCCUCUGCUCUGCACUCCCACCCUCUGCUCUUCAGCACUGCAUACUCUCUGCUCUUCAGCAGCACUGCAUACUCUCUGCUCUUCAGCACUGCAUACUCUUUGUUCUUCAGCACUUUUCAGUCCACCCAAAAUUGCCCCAUCUGACGCGCAUGUAUAGGUUGAAUAUGACUUUUGAAUAUUUGAUCUCAGUAUAUUUGAUGGAGUUGCAAUAUAGAUGGAGAUGCAUUAUUUCAUUCAUUUAAUUUAUUUAUUAUAGUGGUUUCUUAAACAAAGAUGAAGACAUUCAAAUGAUGUGCUGAGUUUGUAAUAAUUUGUCAUCACUACAAUGAUCACUGACAGUGUGUAAAUGCAUUACAUUUGUGUAACUGCUCAGUAUUUAUGGAAUGCCUUUUCUGUGGAAACAUUUUCUAAAACAUUUCAACAUUGGUUUAUAAUUUAAUUUAUUUUCUUAAUUAUACAUUUUAAUGUUACAGAAAACAGACACACCUUAUUGGCAAAAUGAAUGGAGUAUAAAUCAUACAGUAUGCAUACAUGAACAUAUUACACUAGUAAAUAUGGAUACCUGGUUCUUCAUAUCCAGGUUCUAAAAUAAAAUCAGCUAUCAGUUGUGUUCAGUGGUUGCUCCUCAUUCCAAUUCCAUUUUGUUGAUGUCUGGCAUGGCCUUGGGACAAAGCACAUACGAUGUCGAAAUCUCUUGACUCACUUUUAGAGGAAACGCUAUUCUGUCUGCACAGACGAGUCUCCCCGCGGAGACUUCCCUCAUACCGCUGUACAUCAGAACAUGUCAAGAUUUCAGUGGAGUUUUGAGCAAAUUGAUGCACUUGAACUGAGGACCGUGACUCCUGAUACUAAUAUAAUGACGUGGUUAGUCAGUUAACUAAAUGUACCGCAAAUGAGUACAAAAUAUGACCACCGCUCAGUCCUGCACAUUCUCUCCACGAAAAUAAAUCAUGCUUGUGAA